CUUCUGCGAAAGAGAGGAUAGCGGUCAAUCGUCAUCCUUUUCAUUUCUUUACCCAUCUCAAUUCCCAAUGACGCCAGAGUUGGUUCUGUUUUGGUCUGGUAAAACGUGGGAGUGAGUGUGAAGAGCCGAAUGAGAUAACGAGAGAAACGGUAGUAAAAACAAGGGGAGAGAGAGAGAGAGAGAGAGAGUACACCUUUUUCUUUUUUUUUCUCUUUUAUAUAUGUACUUAAUUCCUCAAAUCAAAUAUUGCUGUUUUAUGCUUCAUGGAUCCGCUUUUCUCGCUUCUUCGCCAACAUAUCCCACAAGCUUUUUAGCUUUUUUCGAUCUCUGAAAACUUCUCUAUCUCUUCCAUAUUUACACACACAGACCCAAGUCUCUUUCUGUAGUGUACUGCAUCUUCCUGUCAUUUUCGUUCUGAUUUCCUUUUGUUAGAGAAGCUUUUUCUACAACAUAUUUCCCGUCUCCAAAGAAGAGUACUAAUGGGCAGGGAAUGGUAUUGGGGUGGAAAAUCCUCCAAGCGAGGCGGCGCCGGAGGAGAGAAAGACACCUCCUCUUCUGGUUGCAUGAAUGCUGUCUUUCAGUUCUUUGAUUUCCAUCACUUUCAGUUUGCUUUACACCACCAAGAACCCUCCUUUGACUCCACCUUUAUCCUCCCUGAAGAACCCACCAUUCCCAAAGGAGCCGAGGCACCAAGAAACAGCCUGCAAUCAGAGGAGCUUUUGCUGUCUCAUAUUAUAAGAGAAAGAGUAGAAGAAAAAUCUUUACAUAUCCCAAUGGGUAUCCAAAUUAAAACAAGUGGACGCGCAGGAUCAAAAGCAGGAGCUCCAAAUGAUUCUUCCUCAGAAAUCAGCGGCUCUCCUGGAACCAAGACUCCAAAUUUGGUAGCCAGGCUUAUGGGUCUUGACAUACUUCCUGAAACACAAUCACCCUGUUCUUCUUCUUCAACAGACGGCGCAUCAAAUCCUCUUUCAAAGUCACAUUUACAACCUCUUCGCCGGAGACUAAGAAAAGGCUUGGACAACGUUGUUACGGGUACACAGUCUUUGCCGGAGACUCCUAGAAUAUCCUCAGCCAGAAGAUCGGACGCGGAGCACAGGCUGUCGCUUCAAAUCAACAAAGAGAACUUGAUCAGCGCCGCCAGUGAAGACUUGGAGUUUUCUCGGUUUUCAUAUUUCAGAAGGAAAGAGCUGGGAGUUGAAGAUAAUGAGAAUAACAGAAGUAGUACUCCAAGCCAAUAUGCUAGGCAAAUUGUGAAGCAGAUGAAAGAAAAAGUUAGCAGGAAAGUUGGGCUUGACAUCACAAACACUAUCGCGAACGUCAGAGAUCAAGGAAGAACUGAUCAUCAGCUUGUUAGCCAGUUCAAAUCCAGGAAACUUUCAAAGGCGUUCGCCAAAGUUAAUGUAGAAGAAUCAAGUCCAGGCAAGCACGUCUCAACAGCUUCUUUCUCUCCAAGGCUCAGAUUCUUGGAGCCCAAGACGACCAAAACAAGCACAACACCACCAUCCACCAAAGAUAGAGCUUCUCAUUUCUCAAAAACCUCGUCGUCUAUACUGUCUUCAGUACCAUCCAAUGCUCAGCCGAAACCUCAAACAUUGCAAAAGCAACAGGUGCCGUCCGGCCAGAAGUCAAUCCAGAAAUCUAAAGGGAUAGCCGGUGAAAGGUUCGGUCAAAGGCUAAAGAAGCCUCCGCAGACAUCGGAUAUAAUUCGAAACAAGCAAGAAGAACCAUUUGUUCGUCCAUCAACAGCCACCACGCCAGACAAGAAAUGCAAGAAAACCCCGUUGUCAAAUGACCUUCUCAAUAUCACUGUCCCAACCCUUCUCCCUCUCAAGAAAGACCCUUCACCACCAGCAACCAGAAUUCCUCAAAAACUGGCGCCAUUUGAUGACCAAAAAUCAAGAUUUAGCACACAGUUAUCUAGUUCUUCGGGCCAGACGUACAGACAAGAAGCGACGCGCACGCUCACGGCCCGAGAAAGCGAUAACGGUGCCUCCACCACCGGAGCAAGUGCAGGAGAAUAUCAGUUCGUUGCCAACAUACUAAGCCGUACUGGCAUACAGAAAGAUACCUUGGUGUCCUUCACUAAUUGGUUCUCCCCCUCUCACCCCUUGGACCCAUCAACCUUUCAGCAACUCGAUAAUUAUUCUUGCAACAACAGAAGAUUACUGUUUCAUCUUGUUGAUGAGCUUUUGGCUGAUAUUCUGAAGCCGUAUAUGAACAUGAAGCCAUGGGCUAGCUCGAACGGGCAUGGUUAUAACUGUCACAUGCAAGGGUCACAGCUACUUGACACGCUGUGUGCCAAAAUUCGAAGCUUCCCACGUGCCGAUUGUCGUGUUCUUGAAGACAUUGAUGGUUUGAUUGAUAAAGAUUUGCCGAAAGCUAAGGUGGAAAGCGCGAUGGCGUUUGAGGAAGAAGGAGAGGAGAUGGUGACGGAGAUAGAGAAGGACAUUGUGGACACGCUCGUGCAUGAAACAGUUCUGGAGUUUUGGUAAAACGGCGACGUCUAGGGGUCGUACGUGCGCGCGUGGGAGAAGCACAGCAGGCAGAGGGGUCACAUGGGCCAUCCACGUGAUGAGAUGCUCUGUAUUGCUGUUUGUUGGGACUUGUACAGAGGCUUGAGGGUUCCACGUGGGAUCUAACCCCCCCACCCCACCGCACUCGCUUUCUGAUUGGCUCUCAAAAGACAUUACUGGCAGAGGAAUCCGUAGCUCUCUCUCCGUCCCUCGAGCCUUUGUAUAUGGGAAAUGAAUCAAAUGAUUGACAUCUCAAUUUUUUAUUUUGUUUUUGAAGAAUUUGAUUUUAAUUUGAUGUAUCACAAUCCUGACAUAUUUUUUAAAAUGAUAGAUUUUAUAAGAUUGUGACAA
This is a messenger RNA of Alnus glutinosa, 2864 nucleotides long. RefSeq lists its product as uncharacterized. Bases 480 to 2492 code for a protein of 670 amino acids. NCBI's taxonomy places the organism in Eukaryota, Viridiplantae, Streptophyta, Magnoliopsida, Fagales, Betulaceae. The transcript is spliced from 4 exons. The record is from RefSeq and is a predicted model, not a curated record.